AUGCCUUUCACGCGGGACGCGGAGGCGAAGAGAAUUCAGUACCUGCGCCGGCAGCUGCGCCGCGGGCACUCCGAGAAGGGCCGUGAGUUCACGGAGGAGGAAGGAGGACCUCAAGCGCAAGCGCCAGGAGAACCGCCCUUCGAGAUCCCGCUCGAGGAGGGCGACGUGAAGCAGGACGGCGUGGUGCUCCGGGGCGAGGUGGGGCGGGAAAAGCUGCGCGGCUUCCAGGGCGAUGCGGUCUUCCAGUUCGGGCGCGUGCAUUGCCGCUUGGUGGAGCUCGGUGCGCAGGCCAUGCUCCAGCUGGAGCCCUUCAGCGCGGAGCAAAUGGAAAGCCUGCAGACAAUGCUGCAGAAUGGGUUUGAGUGCAAAGUGCUGGCGGUCACCAAGAAGGCGGUGGUCGAGGCGCGGCUCAAUCCGAACGGCAAGGUCCGGGACGUCGCCGCCGACAGGAUCAUCUCGGCCGCGAGCCUCCUGACACUGCGCUUUACCGCGCAUCGCUUCAGGCCCGUCGAGUUCCUGCCGGUCAAGGUCGAGACCCAGGCGCCCUCUGAGGAGGAGAAUGAGUCCGAGGCCGAGGUUCGCGACCAGGAGCCCGAGGCCGUGUCGGCGGAGGAGGAGCUCCUCGGCGAGUGGAAGAUGACGGUGCAGGGCAGGACCGUGUCCUUUGACUUCGUGAAGAACUCGCUCUUCACUCCCGUCGGCCCUGUCCGGGAGGUCAAAGUCGUGGGCCCGGAAGCUGUCGAGUUUCUGGCCAACAUCGCUGCUGGGCCUCAGAGCCCAGGUUUCCACCGCGCGGAGCUUCAGCACAUCGAAGGGGACCUCUUCUGCAUCCACCCGAAGCUUUGGAGCCAGGAGGUCACGAGGUUACGCGCUGCCGCCGAGGAGACGGCUGCCUUGGACGACGACCUCGACGAGUCAGCGGAGAAGCCCGUACCGGCUCCAGCAGAGGAGUCCCGCGAGAUCAAGGAGCCCGAGCCGGUGGAGGAGCCUGCUCCGAAAAAGACGCGACGUCGGGAGGACCAGCGCCGGGUGCAGGGCUUUGUGGGCGAGGUCCACGGCGGCUGGCUGGAGCUCUUUUUGGAUGACGAGGUCUGCUAUGACGAUGCCCGUGACUGCGUGGUUUCUGGCCUCCUGGAUGGCUGGGUCAGUGACUGCGAGAUGAUCCGGGGCGAGGAGGUCACGCUGCUGAAGGAGCUCCCGGAGUUCGGGCGCCUCAAGGCCGGUGCGAGAAUCAGGGUCCAGCUUCCGUCGUUGUGUUGGCACAAGCCCAUGGCCGAGCCUUCUGAGAAGCCGGGAUCCGAUGAGGGCAGCACCGCGGUGCCCGAGACCGAGGAGGACACCCAGACCGACGGCGACGUCGAGAUCGUGGAGGGCCUCAGGGUGCGCAGGGUCGGUGACUGGCUCGAGCUGGCGGCCCGGACCUUGGAUGAGUACGAGGAGGCCCUCAAGAUCCUGGCCCCCAAGCUGGAGGACCGGACCUUCGCCGAGCACAAGCUGAGGUGGGGCGAGAACCAGUGGGCCUCCGAGCUCUUCGAGAUCAACGCUCGUACCGGCAAGCUCUUCCAGCGCAAGGGGCGAAGGUCCGUGAAUCCGGAGCAGGCCAGGGUGCGAGUCCGCUUGAGUGCCUAG
This is a messenger RNA of Symbiodinium necroappetens, 1629 nucleotides long. Lineage: Eukaryota; Dinophyceae; Suessiales; Symbiodiniaceae. The record is from the annotation of a GenBank genome assembly.